AUGAACCCAGCCGGAAACCCAGCUCAGGCUCAGCCAAAGGAGGACUACGGUGACAAGGGUCUCGACUUCCUCGAGAAGAAGGGCGGCCAGGACCCAAACAAGUUGCGCUCUGUCAACGAGAAAGUCACCGACACGGCCCGCGGCAUGUUCGAGAAGGCCACUGGCAAGAAGGUCCCCGACAAGGUCUCCAACUAG
Messenger RNA from Anthostomella pinea, 195 nucleotides. Lineage: Eukaryota; Fungi; Ascomycota; Sordariomycetes; Xylariales; Xylariaceae. The record is from the annotation of a GenBank genome assembly.